AUGUUCACUACGCUAGGGUCUUCAGAAUUAGAAUCAGAAGAUAGACCGUGCAUUGAACAAAAGGAUUACUACGGCGAUACGGAUACAGAUACAGAAAUGUCGGAUACUUCACGAUAUAUGGACUCGUUUAAUGAUAACGUGUCUAUUGGUACUUCUGAUACCAAAAAUACGGACAUAAUUGAUAUACUUCCUACCAUAUUGCCGUCAAUGAAGGAAUUACCGGAAUUGCCGAAACAAUUCACCCAUGACCACCAAGGCUUUCAAAAACAGAUAGAAAUAGGAAUGCUGAACGUUAAGAGCUUGGGCAACGUCCUUGACUGCAUCGAGGACUUGUUAUUACAAGAGAACCAAAUGAUUGAAGACGAAUUGGCUAAUGUGAUACGUGAAAUAGAGAAUAGCGUGCCCAACAAUACAUUUAAUAUUCCUAUUGAAAACAUGAUAACGGGACGUUCGAAAAGGUGA
This is a messenger RNA of Debaryomyces fabryi, 462 nucleotides long. RefSeq lists its product as uncharacterized. The coding region runs from base 1 to 462 and encodes 153 amino acids. The record is from RefSeq and is a predicted model, not a curated record. Lineage: Eukaryota; Fungi; Ascomycota; Pichiomycetes; Serinales; Debaryomycetaceae. The transcript has a single exon.